Cavia porcellus (domestic guinea pig) is the source of this 582-nucleotide messenger RNA. Its product is annotated as zinc finger protein 627-like. The record is from RefSeq and is a predicted model, not a curated record. Gene Ontology annotation, biological process: regulation of transcription by RNA polymerase II. The transcript is spliced from 3 exons. Lineage: Eukaryota; Metazoa; Chordata; Mammalia; Rodentia; Caviidae. The annotation marks the transcript as partial. Gene Ontology annotation, molecular function: DNA-binding transcription factor activity, RNA polymerase II-specific; RNA polymerase II cis-regulatory region sequence-specific DNA binding.
AUGGCUGGAAUAGGUUGCAUCCAAACUGGAAAUUGUAAGGAACAUGAAAGAAUUCACACUGCAGAGAAACCCUAUGUAUGUAAGCAAUGUGGGAAAGCUUUUACCCAACAUGGACAUUGUAAGCGACAUGAAAGAAUUCACACUGGAGAGAAACCCUAUGUAUGUAAGCAAUGUGGGAAAGCUUUUACCAGACCUGGACGUUGUAAGGAACAUGAAAGAAUUCACACUGGAGAGAAACCAUAUGUAUGUAAGCAUUGUGGGAAAGCUUUUACCAGACCUGGAUGUUGUAAGGAACAUGAAAGAAUUCACACUGGAGAGAAACCAUAUGUAUGUAAGCAAUGUGGGAAAGCUUUUACCAGACCUGGAUGUUUUAAGGAUCAUGAAAGAAUUCACAUUGGAGAGAAACCCUAUGUAUGUAAGCAAUGUGGGAAAGCUUUUAUGAGACCUGGACAUUGUAAGGAUCAUGAAAGAAUUCACACUGGAGAGAAACCCUAUGAAUGUAAGCAAUGUGGGAAAGCUUUUACCAAACCUGGAUAUUGUAAGGAACAUGAAAGAAUUCACACUGGUGAGAAACCCUAUGAA